This is a messenger RNA of Letharia lupina, 918 nucleotides long. RefSeq lists its product as uncharacterized. NCBI's taxonomy places the organism in Eukaryota, Fungi, Ascomycota, Lecanoromycetes, Lecanorales, Parmeliaceae. The transcript is spliced from 2 exons. The coding region runs from base 1 to 918 and encodes 305 amino acids. The record is from RefSeq and is a predicted model, not a curated record.
AUGGACGCUAUGCGCCACCAACUGUUAUUCUCACGCGAAGGCCUACCUUUGGGGAUCUUGGCCUCCAAACAACAAUUCACCGAGAUGGAGUAUCUCAUAUCUCCCGAGUUUCGAUUUGGUCUUGCAGGCUUCGCCCACCGCCGUAAGCGAUUGCUGUCCGGCCUACUCAUUCUCGCAUCGAGCCUUAUUUCACUCUUUGCUGGCCCUUCUGCCGCCUUGUUAUUGAUUCCGACUCAGCGGUCAAACUGGCCAGCAGGAGGUGCUUCUUUUUGGCUUGCAGGUGGUGACGAGAUUCUCUGGCCCUCUAAGGUGACAGCCUCGUCUAUAGGAGAAUUCGAUUGCGAAUCCCUUACUAUGCAAGAACUGAGCACUGAGACCUUGAACUCCUCAGGGUGUAUCUGGGCUGGCUAUUCCUCGCUUGCCGAAGCUUUCAAACAAAGGCACUUUAGUAAUGGGAUUGACCUAGUCCUUGAUGACGGCGUACUCAAACGUGAUUUUGUUAUACGACCAAGAGGCGAAGUGGCAGAGACUUGGGUCCUUGCAAUUCAUAUGGCCGUUGGAGUUCUUUCCAGAAAUCUCGCUGGAGCUUGGUACCAGGCUCUAACAGAAAUCUCUACGUCAAGCUGGCACCAUACGCUUCGGUAUCGAACCCACAACGCGACCCUAGGUUCCGUUCAGAGCUGGGUUCCAGCAGUACGAGCAGAUUGUGGUAUAACCAAGUCGCUCUUCUAUAAUAUUUCGGGCUUAGAGUUGGGGUACCCUGAUCUCCCAGAAUACGGUGUUCGCCUCGAUCUCAAUUACUGGAUUGAAACCAGUUUCUCCAUUUCGUCUAACAUGAGUGCACAAUGGAUAGCAGUCCCGGAGACCGCUCAAUUGAGCGACAACUCAUACACGGCCGAUGUGCCCAGCGCGUUCUGA